Polistes canadensis is the source of this 1668-nucleotide messenger RNA. RefSeq names its product zinc finger protein 551-like. NCBI's taxonomy places the organism in Eukaryota, Metazoa, Arthropoda, Insecta, Hymenoptera, Vespidae. The transcript has 4 exons. Gene Ontology annotation, molecular function: DNA-binding transcription factor activity; zinc ion binding; RNA polymerase II cis-regulatory region sequence-specific DNA binding. Gene Ontology annotation, cellular component: nucleus. Bases 135 to 1298 code for a protein of 387 amino acids. Gene Ontology annotation, biological process: regulation of transcription by RNA polymerase II. The record is from RefSeq and is a predicted model, not a curated record.
UUCUGAAAAGUGACAAUAUAGCAUACUGUGUCUUUGUUUCGUGUGAAAUGAAAUAAUAUUAAAUUAAUAAUAAUUUAAAUCAAUAACAAAUUAAAUAAUUAUUUUGGAUAACGUUACUAAUUAAAUUCUUAAUAAUGAUGCUUCAUAAAAUUAGUUCAAAAUUGUGUCGUUUAUGCGGUAAAGAAAAACAACAAGGUACAGAUGUAUUUAAAGAUAAAGUUAAAGGUGCUGUACUAAUUUCUAUUAUUAAUAAAUAUUUCUCAAAAGAGGUUAUAAAUAUAUCAACGUCAGAUGUAUUCUCAAAGUUUGUUUGUAUGGAUUGCGAACAGAAGAUUUGUAUAUUCGAUGAAUUUUGUUUAAUGGUUGCUAAUGUACAAAAGCAAUUAGCUGCCCCUUCUUUAGAAAUUGACUUCGCUGAGGAUAUGUUAUGUCAUUUGAAAGAAAAUGAUAGUGUUGAGAAAUCUUCGAUGAACAAACAGGAUGCCAGGAAAUCUAUAUGUCCUAUAUGUACAAAAAGUUUUAGAUGUCAAGCGCAUUUAGAAAGGCAUAAACGCAUACACACAGGACAGAGGCCUUUUAUAUGUACAAUUUGUAGAAUGUCUUUCAAUCAGCAAGAAAUACUCGUGAAACAUAUGGAAAGACACGAAGGAAAGAAACAAUUUCAAUGCGCUAAUUGUCAUCAAUCGUUUCGCUAUAAAGUAUCUUUAAAUUCACAUAUGAUUAAUUUUCAUAUGGAUAUGGAUCAGUCACUUAUACAUGGUCAUGUAAUGGCUAUCGAUAGUAAUUCUUUUACAUGUUCAGAGUGUGGCAAACAAUUUGUAACUAAGUACAAAUUACAAAGACAUUCGAGGUGUCAUACCGGGGAAAGACCGUAUCAUUGUACAUUUUGUACUAAGACAUUUUCGCAAACAGGAAAUUUGAAAGUACAUCAAGUUAAAUGUCAUCAAAUACCUGAAUCGUUAACAGAGAUAAGAGGGCAACCUCAGAAUAAUACUCAAGUUAUAAAUCGUGAUAUGUCAGCGCCUUUAAAUAAUUUUCACGCAGUAUAUAUAUCGGAAAGCGAAAUACAAAAGACUAUUAACGAGACUAUAAAUUCAACGAAUCCUAGUACAUCUUAUCUUAAUAAAAUGUAUGAAAAUCCUCUUUAUAUAGACGACGAGAUAGAGACAAUGCUGGAUCACGAUCUCGGUCAAUUGGAACAGAAUAAAUAUACUAAUAGUUCGCAAGAUAAAGUAUCUCUUUGUUUAAAACAACCAGAGACUCCUGAAUUGUUGCAUAGUUUAUUAUACGACGAUUAAUGUGUAAUGAUAUUUAAUAUUAUCUUUAUAAAACUUUCUCUAUACAUUUUUUAAUGUAAUGCAAUAAUAUACAUUUUAUUAGAUAUUUAAGUACGUGCUUAUGCAAUAAUUUAGGACGCUACAAAUACAUCUAACGAUGUAUAAUUAUUAGAAAAAGAGAAUGUAUACAUAUAAUGUGUAAGUAUUUGUCUAAUAAGUUUAAUAUCUAAACAAUAGAUUAUAAAAGAGUUAGUAAUUUAGUUUCAAAGGGAAAUGUAUGAGAUAAGUAUGGUAUAGGAAGAUCAAAUCAUAAAUCAAGUCAAAUUAAGGUAAAUUUAGGCUGUAGUAGUUGUGUAGAAAUAAAAAGAUUAGUAGGAUAGGUUGACACGAA